CUAGAAUCGUGCUAGAAGUAUAGUGAUAGUCCUUCGACAUCAGAGUGGAUAGGCGAGACUCUUUCGAAUAAAAUAUGUUUAUAAGCAGCCAAGCAUGGAAAAGGAGAAGUAUCGACACGCAAGUUAGUUAGUGUCAGUGGAAAACUGUUCAACUUCAUCCAGAAUGGGAUGGAAUCUUCUAUCUUUAAUUAUUUCUACGCAUCUCAUAUUCUAUCUUGAUACCAACUUUGGAUGCAGGUUAUCCGAAUUUGCUUGCGAUAAUGGACGAUGUAUCAGCCUUAGUAAAUACUGUGACGGAACGGAUGAUUGUUCUGAUGCUAGUGAUGAAAGUCUAGGAUGCUCCAGUUGCAACAAGACGUUAUACGGUGACGUCAACACCAAGUACCCAUUGAGGAUAACUGAACCAUUUCAACGUUAUUUACCAUUUGUAUGUAAAAUUACCUUUAAGGCGGAAGGAGGAGAAUAUGGAGACAUCAUCGAAUUAACAUUCCUUUCUUUUCACAUCGGAACGUUAGAGUUCGGGAGAAACCAGACUCAGAUAUGUCCGAAGGGCCAUCUACAAAUCAUCGAAACGUCCUCCAAUUCUGAUAAUAGACCAGUCAAGUCGACCAGACACGAAUCGUGGCACAGCUCAGAUAAUAAACUUUACCCAUCUUCUCCAUCUUUUGGAUUAUUCUGCGGUAACAUGGCAGAAAGGACAACCUUUUAUUCCGAAGAAAGUAAUGUUACCUUAAUAGUGGUUGUACCAAACAGAGCUUCCAUUAACUCCUUUACUUUCAGCUUAUAUAUGACAUACAAAUUUCUGCCUAGUACUCCAUCUUUUACAAGAUACGGACCUAGAGAGAGCCCAUAUUAUUUGGGUGCCAGAGUACCAGGGAGUUAUUGUGACGUGUAUUUUUCAGACUGCGACAGGAAGAAGUGUAAAAUUCGUUCGCCGAAUUUUCCAGGUUUCUACCUGAGAAAUUUCACAUGUAAUUAUAGAAUUAAGCAGGACUUGAUACCCACGGGAUAUCACGCCCAAUUGGCUCUAUCGCAAGGUAAUGAAUAUAAGAUAUCUCUGUGCACAGGCAGCACGAGUUCUGGUGCAUCGAGACGCACAACACUUACAAAGGAUUGUUUUAGUGACACGGUAAGGGUCUACGAUGGCCCUUCACCCUCGUCGUCUUUGCUAAUGGAGUUCUGUGGUACCGGAAGUCUACCAGAAAUCGUCACUAGCGGACCGGAAGUUCUCGUUCAAUUACACAGUUCACCUUAUCAAGUGAUGCACAAUUCGAGAGUGGAGCUCGAUGUGGAAGUGAAGUUCGUGAGAGUUACCGAAUUUCGACUGGAAAAUGGGCGUUGCACUUUCCUGGUUGAUGGAUCUAAACAAAGACACGGACUCAUUUACAGUCCACGCAACACAAUGCCUAAAAACACAACCUGUGUAGUGCAUUUAAUGGGUGCUUCUGAUUACGAUCGGAUAUGGUUAUACUUUUUAUCCUAUUUUGUCAGGGAUAAGCAGCAUUGGACAGGUACCGAACUGUGUGACGUAAGCACACUAGAAAUCUACAACGUACUGUCAAAGAGAAAGAGGACCGUGCACAAUGGUUUAACACUCGGAGAACCGGAUUAUCGUUUUUGCGAAAAGACCACUCCUAACAUGUGUGCAAGAGCUGCAGAUUAUAUGAACAAUAUCCCUCUCCGUCCUUGCGCCCUACCUGAAGAGAGUUACUUGUCGGAUGGACCUGAAAUGCUGCUUAGGUAUACGCUAUACAGCCCUUCCGAAGUGUCCACAAUGUCGAGUCUAUUCGUAGCCAGAUUCGAGUUCGUGGACACAUAUCAGGAGGGCAACACCAACAACUGGACAAGAUGCGGAUCGUUUUUCGACAGUUCUACCUCUUCAAGAGGAAAGUUUUCUUCACCUGCUAACCUCUUCUUUUUCGGUCGUGGUGGCAACACCAACUUAACUUGCAGCUAUAGGUUUAAGGGGGUGGAAGGUGAAAGAGUGAGAAUCACGCUGACCAAAAUGAAAUUGAAAUCUGAUUCCUGUGUUUACCAUUACGAUGACGUUUAUCAGAAGCACAGAUGCAAGAUGUCUGAUAGACGUAUCCCACAGGGUGCCACGUUAACUGCAACUGAGGAAUGGGAUAGGGUUUCGUCCGUUAUCGGUUGCAUCUGUGCCAUCUCUGAUUGGACCCCCAAACCUCCCAUUGUACUAGAAUCCAUAAGUAGCAACGUCACUAUACAGUUUAAAAUAUUGGGGAUGUCGCCCUUCGAGGAUUAUGAGGAUUACUCGUUCGAAGGUUAUUACGAAUUUGUCAAGUCUGCAUUUUGUCAACGUGGUUUGGUGAGGAAUAACAAAAGUAGCGAAGGUAAUUUAGAGUUUUUAGCAACCAAAGAAGUCGAAGAUAAUCCCGCACCUAUAAGAUGUAGAUGGUUCAUAGAAGCGGCACCCCAUAAGUACUUAUACUUGAAGAUUCAAGGGAGAGAUGGCACACGUGGAUGUAGAGCAGAUAGCAACCGUUUAAUUAUUUAUAGUGGCUUAGAAUUAGAGCCAACUGGUGUCGUCUGUCUGACUGAAAACCCCAACGAGAUCGUGGAUGCAUUUUCCUUUUCUUGGUAUAACGAAACUCAUGCGGGAGGGAUGAACCCCCAGAGAGAUCACGUCUACGUUGAAGUCAUCUUUAGAAAAGUAGGAUCCCUAAUUCUAAAGUGGUUAGAGGUUACAAAAUCUUCUCUUCGAACCCAUUCGGGUCAGACUUUAAGAAACGUCAAUUGCCUAUAUGAAUGUCCAGAACUAAAUAUGUGCAUAGCACCAGAACUAUGGUGUGAUGGUAACAUGCAUUGCCCAACAGGUUACGACGAGACUCCCGAACAUUGUGAUAGGUUUCCAGUACUUUACGCAGCAGUGGGAGGUAGUGGUGGACUUUUUCUCUUGGUAAUCGUCUUCAUCACAAUUGCUCAUUGUUUAAGAAGAAGAUCCAAGUCAAAACACACGAGGCGGUUACCAACAGAGGAAUUUCAACUGGAGAGUCCAAGUUCCUGAAUUGUCCACCACUGUGAUAAAGCUCAAUGUAGUAAAAAUACUGAAUAUAUUAAAAAAACAAUUAAACACUAAUCAAACGACGAAGCAUUGAGGUGUGCCAAAGAACAAACAAACAAAAAAAAAUUAUAUAGGCUUGUAUAUACUAUAAAUAUAUAUAUGCUCAGAUGAUGGUGCUGUUAAGGUUCCUGAAGGGAAAAGUUUCGAGGACGAGAAAUUCUCUAAGUGCCUCUGGCUAUUGAUCCAUAGAACUGUCAGUUUUUGCUCACCGUUGUGUAGACUGCCCUAGGGACUCGAUACCGUAACAGUACAGAAAAACACUAAGGAAGAAGGGCAGUGUAAAGUAUUUUGGCCACGAUUCUUUCCAUUAUAGUCAGAAAACACACGACAGGUGCUAAUCGAAGAGGAUUUUUAAUACAAAGAAAACAAAGAAAAAAAAAACAAAGAAAAAAAAAUUAAUAAAUAAACGAUCUUUGCUCAUUACAAAUAAGUUCUUAAUCAUUACCGUGAUCUGUACAGUGCUUAACUCUUCUUUCUCCAUGUGAUCUUUUGUCUCAUCACAAAUUUAUGAAAGUUCUUUUUUUUUGUAAAUUUUUACAAGGAUAAAGUAUAUCUAUAUACAUACAUAUAUAAAUAUAUAUACUAUAUAUAUUUGUACAGAUGUCUCGAAAGGUAAU
Messenger RNA from Centruroides sculpturatus (bark scorpion), 3699 nucleotides. RefSeq lists its product as uncharacterized. The record is from RefSeq and is a predicted model, not a curated record. Gene Ontology annotation, cellular component: plasma membrane. Lineage: Eukaryota; Metazoa; Arthropoda; Arachnida; Scorpiones; Buthidae. Bases 164 to 3025 code for a protein of 953 amino acids. The transcript is spliced from 4 exons. Gene Ontology annotation, molecular function: protein binding.